AUGGACCAUCCAGUGGAACUUGUUGAUCCUCAGCCUCACUCACCAGAGAUGGACGAUCCAAUGGACUGUGUUGAUCCUGAGCCUCAGCCUCAGCCUCAAAUUCCAAUGCACUCUCAACACCCACUCCAAUUCGAGGGACUGCGCAAGAUAAGUGAGGCAGAGAUUGGCAUUAUUGUCGGAGAAUCGGCCCUUGAGCAAGUUCAGACUAGGCCUCAGUUCGGCGGUGGUGGUUAUUUCUUAUCUAGUGAUAAAUUUGUGACUUCGCUCGUUUGGCGUGCAGAUUUCAUCGGAUUGCCUUUUGUUCAAGUAUUGUGUAACGGUUCAUGGAGGCUUUUCUUUGGUGCCAUUAGGAACCAAUACGACCAUCUUCUUUGCUGGGAUUACGCAGCCACCGACUUGGCCAGCGCCGAGAGUAUUAUUUGCGGGUGGGAAUCUCAUUAUUUUCCUCUUUCUGCUUGGCAUGUCUGCGCCAAUUGCCGUCCAGAUCUUCUUGGAAAAGACCAUAGCGCAAAGAUUGGACAUCGUUGUUAUGGUUAUCUCGUGGAGUUUGCUUUAAGACACAUACAAAUUCACGGUGUUCCACGAGAGAUUAUGCCCUUAUUUCGCUGCGAUGUGACGCCUCCUAUACCUCUCGACAUUCCUCUUCCUAUAAGGUUUAAUGAAAGGAUACGAGCUGUUCGGCGUUUGGAAACUUUAGAAGAAGCUUUGUUUUAUCUUCCAAAUCACCCAAUAGGGGCAGAUGUCAUUGUCUACCCUGAAUUGUUCGAAGCGGGAACUACAAUAUAUCAUGGUCCGGGAUCACCCAAGAAGACUGGUUUUUUGGGAUAUCAUGCCGUGAUUAUCGAGUCAGUUUUUCAGCUUUUAGGAGAUCUUGUGGCUGUGUGCAGGAUGUCGAAUGGGGAUGAGGUUGCUCAUUGUGGAUAUGCCUAUGUAUCUCUGACAACCAUGUAUAUGAUUGUUGGACUCGAUGCUUGUCAAGAACCCUAUGUUCGGAAAACACCUAAGCCAAUGCAUUUGUUAUCCAAUUUUGUGAUCCUAGAGAUGCAUAAAAAUUCAGAGAAAAGUCAAGAGGACUCUAGCAUUAUAGGUACUGGAGACGUCCAAAGUCCUAUAAUCAAUCAAGAUGUGAGGACUGGUGCUGGUAUGCCAGUUUCUAAGGAUUUUCUGAAAGGAGCUGACAAGAACGUCUCAGCUUGUCUAUUUGAUCACCCAAAGGACAUGGAUGGUGCAGAACGUAUGCGUCAGAUCAAACCCACAGUUCAAUCCAAGUAUAAAGACUGA
Messenger RNA from Microthlaspi erraticum, 1281 nucleotides. The record is from the annotation of a GenBank genome assembly. Lineage: Eukaryota; Viridiplantae; Streptophyta; Magnoliopsida; Brassicales; Brassicaceae.